Molecule: messenger RNA, 1942 nt
Organism: Bolinopsis microptera
Lineage: Eukaryota; Metazoa; Ctenophora; Tentaculata; Lobata; Bolinopsidae
Product: homeobox protein HMX3-like
Exons: 6
Coding region: 102-1229 (375 amino acids)
Biological process (GO): cell differentiation; regulation of transcription by RNA polymerase II
Cellular component (GO): nucleus
Molecular function (GO): DNA-binding transcription factor activity, RNA polymerase II-specific; RNA polymerase II cis-regulatory region sequence-specific DNA binding
Source: RefSeq, a predicted model, not a curated record
AGACCCGAUGCGUGAGUAAAGACAUACGAAUGACCCCGUUUUUCAUAAACUAAUCUUCACUUAUCCUUGUUGUGUGUUUUAGUUUUGUCUGCUCCCAUCCGAUGUACGUCUCUGCUUUGAGCUCUACUACAGAUAUCAAGACAAUGGAAACAGGAAUCAAGAAGGAACCUCUUAACGUGCUAGAAUACGGGGUGCAAGCCACAGACACCUCCGUAGAGAACCGCUACCCCAACCUCUACCCAGGCUACGAUCAGCACUGCUACACAACUGUAGCUUACCCGACCUCGCACCAGGCCACGGUCUACACCGCUCCACCUUUCUCCAGGUGUGCUCGUCCACUGUCUCCCUGCACUCUCCGUCCCACCACCUCAUCUUGCAGCAACACCACCUCUCCUGACAACACCACUACCCCAACAUCCACCACCCCUCGCUGCUCAAUGUCUCCUAUUAAUAUUAGUCAGGCUGCUGCUCCCCGGCCUUGCAACAACAUCUCUCCCUCCACCACAGCCCCGAGGAACAUCUCCAUGCCUGCAGAUACCACCACUCUCCACACUUCACCUGACCAGACUGUCGAGGAGAAAGCAGAGCACUCUCCAACUGCAGGUAAAACAGUUGCGUGGUACUCGUGGGUUGAAAACAAGAAACUGCCGAAAAAGGGCGAAAUUAUUAAGAAAGAGGACGAUGUAAGACGAGAAGUUGCGAAGAAGGAGAAACGAGUGAGGACGAUAUUCUCGAUAUCCCAGCUAUUCCGCCUAGAACGACGAUUCAAUGCUCAGAAGUACCUCAGUGCUUCCGAAAGAGCUAGACUUGCUUACUCUCUACAGCUAACUGAAACUCAGGUUAAAAUUUGGUUCCAGAACCGCCGAGCCAAAUGGAAGAGGGAGAUGGCCCAGAAAGGUAUUGACACCAACCAGCAGACCAUCAACAUUCCCAUUACCUUUUUAGACAGCCACCUGGACAGUGACCUAUUCGGGGGGUACGGGGUACCACUCUCCACUGGGAACAUGAUGCCUGGACACGGUAUCCACGGCUACCACCAUCCCCAUCUCCAACACCCUCUAGCUAACAAUGCUCUGGUCAACUACCCUCAGUCUCACAGUCAGUUCGGAGCCACUCUACCCACCAUGGCUGGUAACGGGCCCCUCUACUCCACUGUCCCUGGAUUCCCUCAACAAAUGGCCCAGUGUCGGUCCCAAUACGGGACGGUCCAGCGAUCACCUCUCUCCUGAAUAGGCUGCAACGGUCACUGACCGCCAACAAUUCUCCGUACCCUGCACUGGAAGAUAGAGACCACGUAGCUCAGAUUGUUGACAAACCUUGUACAUUUACUGUGACGUCACACGUGACUAUGACGUCAUCAAUGUUUAUGACGUCAUCAGUAGCUAUGACGUCACUGGUCACCACGUCUAACGCGUCCGCGACAAACUUUGUCCUGGUCCUUGAGACUGAAUUUCAGACUAAUGACGAAUUUCGGUCGCUCAAUGAACUGAUUUAGAGAAAGUGAUUCUUAUUGACAACAGUUUGACGUAAGAAAUGUAUAGUUUAAUUAUUUAAUUGUCUUAAUUAAUAUUUUAAGAUCAUUUUAGACAAUUGUAUUUUAUUAUCAUUAAUCAUUAUCUUUAGUUAGGUUUUAACUUUUAGUUGUUUGCUUUUCAUAUUUAAGAAUGGUAUUCAUGCGGAGGAAUUCAGUGAAUUUUGCCCAAACUUCUAACGAUUGUGAACAUGAACAAUAUGGCACUGUGGUGGUUUCGGUUAUGCUUCUGCUACUUUUCAUUAAAGCAGCUUAAAUCUCAAGAAUGUUCUUAACGUAAGAUUACUCGGAAAAUGGCGUUAAACAGAUAUUAAGUUCAAGUUGGGAUAUCUAGAAAUCUAGCUUUAAAAUAUUGAAGAUUGUCUUGUCAUGUCACAUGUUUUCGUCUUAAAUUCUGAAAUUCACAAAUAA